Molecule: messenger RNA, 2879 nt
Organism: Rosa rugosa (rugosa rose)
Lineage: Eukaryota; Viridiplantae; Streptophyta; Magnoliopsida; Rosales; Rosaceae
Product: receptor-like protein EIX2
Exons: 2
Coding region: 204-2657 (817 amino acids)
Molecular function (GO): protein binding
Source: RefSeq, a predicted model, not a curated record
GAAAAUCCAUUGAACUUUUGAUGCUCUUGUAAGUAGUAAAUAAACACACAAUUUUUUCCCAAAAAAUAUCUCAGCGGUUCCACCUUCAAACUACUAUUAGUUUGGUCGAAUCAUUGAAGUCCUUAGUGCUUUGGCAAACAAAAUCUCAGAAAGACCUAAAAGACUUUGAGUGGACUUGGAAACUUGUAGAACGGGGUCGUUUGAUGACUUUGGAACACCUGAACACCAUUCAUUUCAGACUUUCGUCUACUAAACUGUGUUUGGGAGAUGGACUUCCUAGUGCUGUGAGAUCAUCAUCAUGCAUCGAGGAAGAGAGACGAGCGCUGCUCAGCUUCAAAGGAGAUGUUACUGAUCCUUCCGGUCGGCUUUCUUCUUGGAUGGGUCAGGAUUGCUGUCAAUGGAAAGGGAUUUCAUGCAACAACCGUACAGGUCGCGUUGCAAAGAUGGACCUCCGGAACCCGAAUUAUGAUCAAGAGAUUCAACAAUUCGACUGGGAGACUUCUUUGGGGGGUAAGAUAAAUCCUUCUUUUCUUAGCUUUAAGAACUUAUAUUACCUUGACCUAAGCGGAAACGAUUUUCAAGGACUUCGAAUUCCUAAUUUCUUUGGGAAGCUUACAAGCUUGAAGUAUCUUAAUCUCUCCUACACUUCAUUUGUGGGAGAGAUUCCCCCAGCUCUUGGUAACCUCUCAAACCUGAACUAUCUUGACCUUGAUCAUUAUUCGGGUGUUGAUCCUUAUUAUUCCAAUUUGAAUUGGCUUUCCCAUCUCUCUUCCCUGAAGUACCUCAAUCUUGGAGGUGUGGACCUUAGCACCAUAGGAGUAAGUUGGCUACAUGAUGUCAACAUGCUUCCUUCACUCUUAGAGUUGCAUUUGUCUGAUUGCCAAAUUCUAAACCUUCCGCACUCCCAGCUUCUGUCAGUGAACUUCACAUCCCUAUUGGUUCUUGAUAUAUCCGAGAAUUAUAUUAUUUCUUCAUUUCCCAGCUGGUUGUUUACUCUUACCAACCUCAAAAAACUUGAUGCAUCUGACAAUUGGUUCAGUCCCUUCCCUGUUGAAUUUGCAAACCUCAAGUCUUUGGAAGACCUUAGUUUAAGUAAUAAUCUUCUCCAAGGUCAAAUUCCCAAAGUCUUUGGUACGUUGUGCAGCCUAAGGAUAUUAGAUCUUUCGCGGAACUCGUUCAAUGGUGGUUUGGAAGAGGUUUUGAAUGGUUUCUCAAACUGUACAAAUUAUAGAUUAGAGUCACUUUCUUUGUCCUACAAUAUGAUGGAAGGUGAACUGCCUUCCGCCUUAGGAAUGCUAGAAAAUCUGAAGGAACUCAACCUCAGUUCAAACCAAUUUUCUGGUCCAAUUCCACAAUCUAUUGGUAAUUUGUCAUCUUUGGAGACACUAGACAUCUCUGGUAAUCAUAUCGAGUCCAUUCCUGAAAGUUUGGGACAACUCUCUCACCUAGUUCACCUAGAUCUAUAUUGGAAUUCGUUGGAAGGCAUUCUAACUGAAGCCCAUUUCCGAUCUCUCACAAAGUUGGAGUCUUUUGCAGUCAGCACACGUAGAGACCGACCUAGCUCCCUCAUUUUUAACAUGGCUCAUGAGUGGGUUCCUCCUUUCCAACUUAAUUCAGUAGACAUUGCCGACUGCAGAGUAGGUCCUUCCUUUGGGGUAUGGCUUCAGUCUCAAACUGAAUUAACGCAUCUCAAGCUUAGUAAUACUUCAAUCUCAGAUUUCAUACCAGAAGAAUGGUUCUUGAAGAUAUCUUUCCAACUCACAUCGUUGGAUUUAUCUUUCAACCAAAUCUGUGGAAAGCUUCCAUUUCACAUGAACUCCCCAUCUUUAGAGUAUAUAAAUUUGAGUCACAAUCAAAUUGAGGGACCUCUGCCACAAUGGUCUAGUGAUGCUGUCGCCUAUCUUGUUCUUCGAAGCAAUUUAUUUUCCGGGCCAAUUCCCUCAAAUUAUGAUCAAUUGUUGCCUAACUUGCAUGAAUUAUAUCUAUCUGACAAUCAUCUGAAUGGUAGUAUACCACCCUCUAUGUGCAACCUGUCAAGUUUGGCAAUCCAAAAACGUGGAUUGGGCACGUUGAACUUGUCAAGAAAUCAACUAAGUGGAAACAUUCCUUCAAUGAUUGGAAACUUGCGAUGGUUGGGAACUCUUGAUCUCUCACAUAAUCACCUCUCCGGGCAGAUUCCUCAAAGUUUCUCUUUAUUAACCUCUCUGUCUCACUUGAACUUGUCUUUCAACAACUUGUCCGGAAGAAUUCCUUCAGGCAACCAACUUCAAACACUCAAUGAUUCAUACAUUUACGAAGGCAAUCCAUCCUUGUGUGGGGUCCCUCUUUCAACUGUCUGCCCGGGAGAUGGCGCACUCGCACCAACAAACCCUGACGAUGACGAUCAUAAUGAUGACAAUAAUGAUCAUAAUUAUGACGAUAAUGAUUAUAAUGAUGACAAUAUUGAUCAUAAUGAUGGAAAUAAUGAUCUGAUUGGGAAGUUUGGUAUCUAUGUUAGUGCUAUACUCGGCUUCAUUAUAGGCUUUUGGAGUGUUUUCGGCACAUUGCUUAUGAAGAAAUCAUGGAGGUAUGCUUAUUUUCAAUUCUUUGAUAAUAUACAAGACUGGGUAGCAUUGGCAAUUACAUUGAGAGUGGCUCGUUGGCAAAGGAAGACUUGAUUGAACAAUGCACUGAAGGUGGUCAAUAUGGGGCAUUUGUGGCUUUCUUGAUGGAGUACGUUGUUUCUCUUUUGGUUCAGGUGCUCUCCAUGUGACUGACCUCGGUGCUGUUUGUGGCGGUGGUGAAGAUGACAGACAGUAUUGUUCUUGGGUUUGCUGGUGUCUUCAGAUUUUGGAUUCUCUUUAUUGUUGUGAGCCAUAUGUAAGUUUGGUAUUGUCAUG